GAGUCUUCGGCGAAGUAUGAGUGCAGCUACUGCGGAAAGGGGUUCACCCGUCCUAGUAGCUUGAAGAUCCACCUGCACAGCCAUACAGGCGAGCGACCAUACGUAUGCACGUUCGAGGGCUGUGACAGGACCUUCAGCGUGCAAAGCAACAUGCGCCGUCACGCGCGCACGCACACU
Heterobasidion irregulare TC 32-1 is the source of this 177-nucleotide messenger RNA. RefSeq lists its product as uncharacterized. Gene Ontology annotation, biological process: regulation of transcription by RNA polymerase II. The record is from RefSeq and is a predicted model, not a curated record. Lineage: Eukaryota; Fungi; Basidiomycota; Agaricomycetes; Russulales; Bondarzewiaceae. The transcript has 3 exons. The annotation marks the transcript as partial. Gene Ontology annotation, cellular component: transcription regulator complex; PcG protein complex. Gene Ontology annotation, molecular function: DNA-binding transcription factor activity, RNA polymerase II-specific; RNA polymerase II cis-regulatory region sequence-specific DNA binding.